Molecule: messenger RNA, 317 nt
Organism: Lasiosphaeria miniovina
Lineage: Eukaryota; Fungi; Ascomycota; Sordariomycetes; Sordariales; Lasiosphaeriaceae
Exons: 1
Coding region: 98-316 (72 amino acids)
Source: RefSeq, a predicted model, not a curated record
AUUCCUUUCAGAUUUUUGGACUUUCCAAAUCAAAUGCCCCACUACUGUGUUUUGACCUUGCGUAGGCUGCGUAGCUUGGUCCCUGACAUGUGCAGAGAUGUCCGAAGCCAAAACUGUAUGGAGGGUGUUCUCGAUCAUUCUUGGACUUGCCGACCUUUGGGGUCUGUAUGUCAUUUGCGCAAGCAUCACGGAUAUCAAAUUGUCACGAGACUGCUUUUGGCUCGCUCUAUGUCCUGAACCAGACGUCCAACGCUGCAUGCCACUACGACAGCGAGAUGGAGAGCUAGAGGAAAGACUUGUAUUUGACCUACGGUGAU